Benincasa hispida (wax gourd) is the source of this 4723-nucleotide messenger RNA. RefSeq names its product pentatricopeptide repeat-containing protein At1g43980, mitochondrial-like. Gene Ontology annotation, molecular function: RNA binding; protein binding. Gene Ontology annotation, biological process: RNA modification. NCBI's taxonomy places the organism in Eukaryota, Viridiplantae, Streptophyta, Magnoliopsida, Cucurbitales, Cucurbitaceae. The record is from RefSeq and is a predicted model, not a curated record.
UCCGUACAACUCCCACCACUUAUUUCCCGAAAGAAUCUGAGCGCCAGAACCAACCCACAGCCGCCAAAUCUGCCACCACUUCAAUCCUCAAACACUUGAAAGAGGGUCGCUUCCGAAAAGCUAUCUCCAUCCUGUCUGUACUCUCGACUCUUCCAAGUUUGCUCUUCCACUCGCGCACCAGUCAAGAGUCGCCAUAUCCUACUAUUUUUCUGACCCAAGUUCCGUUCUUCAUAGCACAACCGUAUUUAUAUGCACCUCCUGCUAAAUAAACUUCGUGGUGCACCCAAAGCUUCGCUUGCUCAUUACUCUUGUCUGAUCGACCAGUGUUUAGCACUUGGAUCCGUUCAUAAUGCCAAAACAAUCCACGCUCAGUUGCUAAAGCUUGGCCUUGACAGCAAUACUUUUCUGGGCAAUCGCUGUCUUCAGCUAUACGCGCAAUUUGGUCCUGUCAAUGACGUAUUGAAAGUAUUUGAUGGCAUUAAAGACAAGAAUAUUAUAUCCUGGAACAUAUGCUUGAAGGGUCUGUUUAGAUUUGGCAAUGUUGAAGGUGCCCGCCAUCUGUUCGAUGUAAUGCCUGACAGGGAUAUUGUUUCUUGGAACACUAUGAUUUCUGGCUACGUUUCAUCUGGAUUUGCUAAUAAUGCUAUGAGCGUUUCUCUGGAAAUGCGAAAUGCUGGUUUUAGACCAAGUGAUUAUACCUUCUCCAUUUUGCUUUCACUUGUGUCGUCUGCUUUUCAUGGUAAGCAAGUUCAUGGCAGUAUGAUUCGAAGUGGUGUGGAUGUAUCAUGUGUGGUCCUUGGGAAUUCAUUGAUUGAUAUGUAUGGAAAAGUUGGCCUUGUUGAUUAUAUGUUUGCCAUAUUUUAUGGUAUGGAAAAGGUAGAUGUUAUCUCUUGGAAUUCUUUGAUUUUAGGCUGCCAUAGAUCAGGCUUUAGAGUAUUGGCACUCAAUCAGUUCUUUCUAAUGAGAACCACUGAGCACUCUCCUGAUCAGUUCACUAUAUCCAUGGUGAUCAGUAUCUGUUGUUGCCUCCGAGAGUUGGAACUGGCUUGAAGGUUGCAGUGCAGCUUUUUGAAGAAAUCAAUCAAUGGGAUCGAGCUCUUUGUAAUGUCAUGAUCUCAAGCUUUGCAUGGCAUGGUCGAUGGAGGGAUUCCAUGUGGCUUUUUGUGUAUGCCUUAAGGGACAACCUCGGACCAAUUGAGAUUACACUGAGCAGUGUGCUGAGCUCCAUUUCAGUUUUCACACCUGUGGAGUUGGGCAGUCAAAUUCAUAAUUUGGUUCUUAAGUUGGGUUUUGAGUCUGAUGCCAUUGUCACUAGUUCGCUGGUAGACAUGUAUGCUAAAGUUGGAUCAAUUGAUAGUGCCAUGAAAGUCUUUGUCGAUAUGCCCGUUAGAGAUUUAAUAUCUUGGAACACUAUGAUUAUGGGUCUGGUUAACAAUGGUAAAUACUUUGAUGCCCUACACACUUUUAAUAAAUUGGUCAAGGAAGGUGUACUUGCAGAUAGGAUAACACUAGCUGGAGUCUUAUUAGCUUGCAGUUAUGCUGGUUUUGUCGAGGAAGGGCUAGUCAUCUUCUCUACAAUGACAUAUGAACAUGGAAUUGUGCCAAGGAAUGAACAUUAUUCUUGCGUGGUGAACUUGCUGAGUUGGGCUGGUAAAUUUGAAGAAGCAGUGAAUAUUAUUAAAACAACACCAUGCCAACCUACUUCUACAUUUUGGACAUCACUUCUUGGUGUCUGUGCAAUUCAUGGAGACCUGAAAGUCAUUGAAAGAGUUGCAGAGAGGGUGAUGAAGCUGGAACCGCAAUCAUCCCUACCGUAUUCGGUGCUGGCUCAAGCGUAUGCAAUGAGAGGUCGAUGGGAAAGCACCGUUCGUGUCAGGAAGACCUGGGAGAAUAUAGCUGCACAAAAGGUGAAGGGUUGCAGCUGGAUUGUGACAAAAGAUUAUGCAUAUGCCUUUGAGGAUGACCAAUUACAACAUCUGUGGAGAGAAAUUUCAGUGUUGGAAUUAAUUAUCUGGGAGGUCGAAUAUGGAAUUGUCUAUGAUCAACGUAUUUAAGGAAACAAUACAACGAAAAUAUUUUGUGAUAUUGAUGAUAUGAACCAUAAACCUCAAAUUUAUCGAGUUCUUAAUAGCCAAGGGCCAACAUCUGAAGCUUUGAGGUUGUGGAUUCUCCAAGGAUCACACUGAGCAUGAGCUCCAGACUAUCCUUAGCAACCUGUGGAUAAGAGGUGAUACACGUAUUGUUCUAGGAAUCCUUCAUUGAAUGCCUCAUCCAAAUAAGUUCUUGCUGGAUUUGAAGAUAUUGUUUCAUUUUUUGCAGCAAAUCUGAUGUUCUGUUAACAGACUGCAGCUUUGUUCUGAUGUUUACCAUCUAUUCUCUCUGCAUUUGUGUGGGUUUGCAAUGGUGCGAUACCAAUUGAAAGUAUUCCCGGGGAUGUUUUCUGGAACUAACCUUUGUGCAAUGGAGGAUGAAGUUUGGAAGAAAACUGAUGCAUACAUAUUAAUGCUUCAGGAGACUGUGGAGAGAUGUGAAGAAGAAGGCGUAAUGCCUCCCUCCAACUCCUUAUUGUCCAUUUUUAUCACUAUGGGCACCUGCUACUUUAAAAAAUUACAUCAUCCAUGAUUCUUUUUUGAGUUUUAAUUUUUCAAGCUUGCUCACCUUAACCCUAUCUUAACUUUUAUCUCAUUGAAAAAUCUAAGUUUUAUGUUGAAUUAACGAUGGAAGUUAUUUCCCAUUACAGUAUCCAAUUUUUUCUGUUGGCCAUUCAAGAGCAAUUCAUGUUCAAGAGCUUAUUGUGAAGAAAAUAGGGUAUUGAGCUAUCCAGCCUAUUGAAUCUUAUAACCCUCAUCAAGUCAAGUCACUCACUAACUAAGCUGCAAAUACGCGCUAAACAGUGAAAUUAUAGAGCGAGUUUGUCGAGGUACUAUAAUGGGUUCGAAGCAUGCUACUAGGAGAAAGAUAAGCUAUGUUCUGUAAUUCCAACGCUACAACAAACUCAGUGAUACCUUGCAUUUCUGCUUGAAGGGUGAGCAGUAUUAGUUUUAGUUGCCUUUGUUGAUAUAUAGUAAAACCCACCGAUUAUUUAUUCUUUGACAUAAACAUUUUUCAGAUGCAUAAUUAUGUGUUCUGAUCGAAAAUUCGAGGAGAACUGAUCAUAACAAUUGACAAAUUCUUUGCUGAUUGAAAGGUCACUUUGAUGCUAAUAAACUUUGUAGUUUGUAGUUUAUUUUGGCUUUUAGCUUACUCCUGUUGGCGAGGGAUAGGAUAAUUAUAGAAUUUGUAGAAAGGGAUAGGAUAAAUUACUAGAAUUUGUAGAACUGAUACUAUUGUAUGGGAAAGAUCGUAUUGUAUUCAGAAAAUCUUAUGGAAGUGCAUCUAUAUCCCUCCUCCAUUCCAUGCAGUUUAGGUAAGAUAAUUGGUUGAUUUUUCUAAAUGUUUUAUUUAUUCUAGGGUCUUUGUAAGCUCUUGUUCCUCUCAUAGGUUUAAUUACUAAUAGUAGAAAAGACCUAAUCGGUUUUUGUGUUACUGGGGCAGAAAAACUAGAGCAUUAAUUGAGGGAUGGUGAGCACCGAGCUGACUGUUCUCUCCAUCAAAAGCUUCUUGUUCCAGAGUAGCUCUUAGGAUAGCUCAUCUGCACAAAGCAACGCAACUGGUUUGUCUAGUAGCAUUUCUACAGAUCAAGCAUUGGAUGCUGAGUCAUCUUCUUGGGAUGAAAAAAUAGGUUAGGAAGCUGUUGCAUAUUUGCAUAUAUUUAUAUUGUGUGCCCAAACCACCGUUCAGGAAAAAGUGGGGUUCUGGAGAGGGGGGGAGGUGUCUAAGAGCAUAUGCUGAUAGUUAUCACAUCAUUCAACCUCGUAAGAUAUAUUUUUUUAUUCAUUUUUUGAAAAAGAUACUCAAACAAUGAUACACUAAAAUGGAAUUCUUUUCUCAUCGAGACUACUCUACUGUCUAACACUGGAAAAUCAUCCAAAAUUUAUGCUAUCUAUUGUAGAUCUGGAGAAUUUUGUUUGGUCGUUUGCCAUUUUUAUUUCUCUACUGUGAGAUGGACAUGAGCUUCCACCUGCUAUUCAAUAUGUCAAAAAUGCUGUAAUGCAUUUCCUUCUCAAUUCAGUUGACCUGUUAGAAGUAAAAAGCCAGGCAAUAAAAAGCAAAGACUGAGAGAAUAAGAAAGUGCCUGACACUGGUUUGUCAAAGAAAUGAAUGACAAAGAACAUGGAUGCUUAAGUUUUAACACACAAUAAGCGUUAGCUCUCUUUUUUUUCUCUUCAUUUCCAUGAUGACACCAUGCUGUGCUGUCUGCGGCCUGUGACUGUGAGUUAGGCGACCAGAUUAUCUGACUUGGAAGAGUAACUGAGGUGCAUACUACAUGGAUGUCAGGAUGAUGAGAAAGUAGCUUGCACCAGCUCGGAGGACUUUGCAAGUUUCCACCACCUUGAUUGGAGGUUCCACCGUUUUUUGUUUAUUUUUUGGGUGCUGAUGAAGGGGGGAUUAACUACUGAAAUGGAUUAGCCUCCACCUUUCACGGCUGAAGUUGAUAAUUAAUUACUGUAAAGACAUUGAGUAUUCUGUUUAAGUGUCCAUUUCAAAGAUGGGGCAAAAUGUUUCCCUGUCGUUAUUUUACAGUUAAAGAUAUGUAUUAUGCUUCUUUUCAGGCCAAUUUGUCAUCCUAGGAACAUUUUUCUCUACAGGUGACUUAUUUCCUAAUGAACAAUUUAUUUUUCGA